AAGCUUUAAGGAGCAUAAGGUUGCAUUUGGGUCAGGAGGAGCAACUGAUACGCAGCGAGCAUGGCUCCGAGCAACAGCUGUGCGCUCCACAAGGAAGCAGAGAGACUGCCAGGAAAGGAAAAGAAUAAGCUGAGGAAGCCGGUGGUGGAGAAAAUGCGCCGCGACCGGAUUAACAACAGCAUCGAGCAGCUGAAGGUCCUGCUGGAGAGAGAGUUCCAAAGGCAUCAACCCAACUCAAAGCUGGAGAAAGCGGACAUCUUGGAAGUGGCUGUCAGCUACCUUCAGCAGCAGCAACAAAUACAGAGGCAUGCAUGUGGCCAAAAGAAUCCAGAAUUCGAUUUCAACACCGGCUACCUGCGUUGCUUGAGAGAAGCGAUGCAUUUCCUCUCCUUAUGCGAACCCAAGAAGGAAACCCAAGCCCAGCUGCUCAGGCAUUUCUGCAAAGUCCGUGUGUCCGCAGAGGGUGCCAAUCCAAGCGCGGCCAUCAUGCGCUGCCUGCCACCGUCUCCAUCUGCUUGCCCUCCGUCCAAACCAAAGCCAGCAAGCAAAAACCCAUCCAAUAUGACUGCGGCCAUUUGGAGACCAUGGUAGAGGCAUGGCUGCAUCUUCCAAGUCAUGCUUUCCAAAAAUCCAAGUCAAUGAACAAAUCCAGGGCCAUCUUUGCUAUCGUAGUCCCUCUUUGAAAAGCAGGAAACCUUGGGUUUCCUUGCAAGGAGGUGAUGGUGCUUUUCUGUAGCAAGAAAUAUUCGAGGUUGUAAAGUCAAUUUUCCUUCAUAGUGAAGGGUUUUAGUGCCUGCAUCUUGCAGGAGGUUGUCCGCUCGCAUGAGUUGCUUUGACAGCGUCUUCUCCUUCGCAAGGCAAAAAAGGCAAAACAGAACAAAACCCAGUUGGUUUUGCUGCAAAGAUCCAUUUGCAAAGACUUGAGCAGCAUCUGUGAAAAGGCUGAAGGAACUGGACUCUGUUUGUGAUGUCUCUCGGAGAGAAAAAAUGUAGUUUGGAUCAAAGUAUUUAUCUAUGGGCUUCCGCUGUGCAGUCCCUUUGCGGACAGAUAUUUGGGAAGGGGCCCAGACAAAACCUCCGUGGUAUCCAGUAGAAAAUAGCCUUUAGAGAGAAAAUAAGGAAAAUGUGAUCCCACAAGUGUUAGGAUCUUGUGCCAUCCCCUUUUCGUUUUUACUCUUUUGAGAGUCCCUUUCCAAAGUUAGUACAGUACUGUCUUGUUUAAAGAGAGGUUCUGCUUGAUCUGUGUGCGCUUCUCUCGUUUUUGAGAGAGAACUGGGUGCCUUUUGUAAAGGAAAACUUGUAUGUUUAAUGGGGAAGAAACAACAUGUGUUAUAAUUGUUCGAUUUGAAUGGUAUGAAAUGCUUUUAUAAAGUGGUGCCUUUAUCAUGUGGUAUUGAAUGUGAUCUGACGGCUAUCGUAAUAAAGAAAGGAAGAAAUAAGCUUCA
Sceloporus undulatus (fence lizard) is the source of this 1445-nucleotide messenger RNA. RefSeq names its product transcription factor HES-5-like. Gene Ontology annotation, molecular function: RNA polymerase II cis-regulatory region sequence-specific DNA binding; DNA-binding transcription factor activity, RNA polymerase II-specific; protein dimerization activity. Gene Ontology annotation, biological process: anterior/posterior pattern specification; regulation of neurogenesis; regulation of transcription by RNA polymerase II. Bases 61 to 591 code for a protein of 176 amino acids. Gene Ontology annotation, cellular component: nucleus. Lineage: Eukaryota; Metazoa; Chordata; Lepidosauria; Squamata; Phrynosomatidae. The record is from RefSeq and is a predicted model, not a curated record. The transcript has 3 exons.